Messenger RNA from Spodoptera exigua (beet armyworm), 789 nucleotides. NCBI's taxonomy places the organism in Eukaryota, Metazoa, Arthropoda, Insecta, Lepidoptera, Noctuidae. The record is from the annotation of a GenBank genome assembly.
AUGUUCCAUUGUAGAUCAUGUACGACUAUUCUGGUCGUUGUGGUUGCUGUGAUGGCUUUGGGUCUUCACCAAUCAGUGCCAAAGAUGGGCUGGCUAGACCGACUUGUGCAAUAUCAUAAGGAAAGGUUCAUCAACAAACUAAGACGAACGAAACCUUUUACUGGUACAAACAGCGUUCCUCCGAAUUUUAACGCUACCCUCAUAACUAAACCGGAGGGAUUCGUAGACUCAAAUAAAUGGAAUUUUGAGUCAGUAGCGAGACUUAUGUUUCUGUUGAAGUCUAGUGAAGCGGCCAAACCUACCCACAGAGCUUUGAGACGCAUGCUACAACCCACGCGACGGAUUAUGAUGUCAAUAAAGGAAAGUGUGCAACGAUUCCCUGGAUUGCAGUCAGGCAACAAUAUUUACUAUGAUAUUGAGUAUUCGGGUGAAGAUGAGGCUGACCCCAAACCACAGCCGCUCCCAGAAGAUCAAAUGGUAGUGGUGAUCACCAACCCCGUCGAGGCUCGUUUACCAAGCUCCCGCAUCACUGUGCAACUUCUGAGAGAAAUUUUGGAAGCUCGAGCUCGUGCUGCAAGGCAGAUGCCACCAACGACACCGUACAUCAUUCCGUGGAAACCUAUGAAUAAAACUAAGCCGAUAAGAGCUACCACUGAAACCGGCAACAGAAUCGUUCCUGAUGACACCAAAACAGCUAAUAUGACUACGACAGAAGCUUCGAGUACGAUUACAACUGCAGCCACGACUACAACCACGACCACGACUCCGGCCCCUGAGCCUAAGUUGUAA